AUGGAUGCUUUCUUGACGAAGCUGGUCCUGUCCCUGCUGCUGCUGGGUGUCUUCUGGCAGACCCACGCAGCACCGGCUUCAUUGAAGCCACGAGAGGACAUUGAAAUGCAAGAUCUGGGUGUCAAGCGGCUGACAAUAGACAAGUCAUGCUCAGGCGAUACUGAGACCCAGCUCAACACGGCAAUCAACCAGGCCAUGGAGGUGGCCAAAGAUGGCGUCUCGACCAUCGACUGGAUCGUGGAUGGGUUCGAGGAGAGCUCGGACAAAGAGAAGAAACGUCGGAUCGGUAUGCCCAUGAACACCAUGAUGGGCAAUGCUAUUCUCCGUGGCGUGAGUGGGCCACGAAGCCGGAGUGCCAAGGAGGUGCAGGAAGGCAUCUUAAGCCGAGUGUCCGCGGAACGAAACAAUCCCGUGGUAAUCCACUGCAGCAUGGAUUUCCUGAAGACGGAAGACCCCGAGGGCAACAAAUCCCCGCCCUGUGCCGACGAACAGCCCAGACGAAAAUAUCGAUGGAACGCGGCCAACUACCAGUGGGUUUCCUUCACGGGGAAACUGUGCACCUCGACCAGCGCAGCAUUUGUGAUGCGCGGCAACGGUGACCGGCCGGACCAGUUGGUUAUGUGUCCGUAUGGGCUGAAAAGUCUGGCCAACGACAAGUUCCUCAAGGACAUCAAGGAGGACCAGAGCAAGGUCGAGGGUGAGUUCAUCGACAUGCUGACCUCGUCGCCGCCGCUCUGGAUGCUGCAGACGCUACUGAUGACGCGCGGCGUCGGCCAGAAGAGAUUGAUUGAACAUGUUGAUCUCGGCAAUGGCAAGCUGGCAAAUGGGUGGGAAGGUGUGCGCACCUUGGUGUCCAAGGCAAUCAAUUACCCCGGGAAGGCUGUUCGCAACGUGGAUAACAUCGCCUAUCUGGCGGUUGCAUGGUAUCUGGAUAAGUGGAACUGGGGUCCCGGUAAGGCCACUGAUCCCAGUGUCGCCAAACCGCGUGUGUUGGCGGCCGAUCACUUCGAGAAGAAUUAUGGCAAAGGAAAGACCCCGGAGGAGGUGGAUAUCGCUGAUGUUCGACCGGAGGAUUGA
This is a messenger RNA of Penicillium alfredii, 1077 nucleotides long. RefSeq lists its product as uncharacterized. The transcript has 4 exons. The record is from RefSeq and is a predicted model, not a curated record. Bases 1 to 1077 code for a protein of 358 amino acids. NCBI's taxonomy places the organism in Eukaryota, Fungi, Ascomycota, Eurotiomycetes, Eurotiales, Aspergillaceae.